Molecule: messenger RNA, 588 nt
Organism: Nylanderia fulva
Lineage: Eukaryota; Metazoa; Arthropoda; Insecta; Hymenoptera; Formicidae
Source: RefSeq, a predicted model, not a curated record
AUGCUGGCGCGGCUAAUGCCCAAUAUCGGCGGCCCAAGACAAGAUAGAAGAAAACUCCUGGUCUCAGUGGUAAUAUCUGUACUCACGUACAGCAUAGCCAUCUGGGGCAAUGUCCUGAAGAUCGAAGAAUAUCAAAGGAAGGUGGCGGCAAUCCACCGUCUUAGUGCUCUAAGAGUGGCCUGUGCCUUCCGUACGGUGUCCGACAAUGUUGCGUGUGUCAUUGCAGGAAUGAUACUAAUUAAGGUGAUAGCUAUAAAAAGAAAGCAACUGUACGAGCAGAGAAGUACAAACCCAGAGGAUAAGAAGGAACUGAAAAGGAUCACAAGACAGGAUAGCCUUCAGAGGUGGCAGGAAAAAUGGAACACAUCUGUGAAGGGGAGAUGGACACACCGUCUAAUCCCCAAGGUGGAGAGUUGGAUUAACCGCAAGCAUGGGGAAGUCAACUAUUACCUGACGCAGAUGCUGUCUAACCACGGAUGCUAUAAAGCCUUCCAUAGGUUCAAAUAUGAGGAUAUGCCAGACUGUCCAGCAAAAUGUGGAAUGUCGGAAAUGCAGAACACGCAUUUUUUUAGUGCACAUGUUUUGUAG